Molecule: messenger RNA, 1032 nt
Organism: Metarhizium album ARSEF 1941
Lineage: Eukaryota; Fungi; Ascomycota; Sordariomycetes; Hypocreales; Clavicipitaceae
Product: Homocysteine S-methyltransferase
Exons: 1
Coding region: 1-1032 (343 amino acids)
Biological process (GO): S-methylmethionine cycle
Molecular function (GO): S-adenosylmethionine-homocysteine S-methyltransferase activity
Source: RefSeq, a predicted model, not a curated record
AUGAAGCGCAUCCUCAUCCUGGACGGCGGCCUCGGCACAUGCCUCGAGCAAAAAUACAACAUCAGGUUCGACUCUUCCACGCCGCUCUGGUCAUCCGACCUUCUGGUCUCCAACCCCAGCACGCUCCUUGAAUGCCAGAGAGACUUUGCCGCUGUUCCCGUCGACGUCCUCCUCACGGCAACUUACCAGGUCUCCGUCCAGGGAUUUGCGGGUACUCGAACAUGCGAAUUCCCCAACGGGAUUCCGUCAUUGGAUAUUCCAAAGUUCUUGGAGACCGCCGUCCAAGUCGCGGAGGAUGCCACGCGGGAGCACAACGGCGCCGUGGCCCUAAGUUUUGGUCCCUACGGAGCAUGUAUGACCCCGAGCCAAGAGUACGGUGGGAGGUAUGACGAGGCGCACGAUUCACAAGAGGCGCUGUGCGACUGGCACCGAGAGAGACUCGGACUGUUCAGCAGAGUGCAACGCUUGGCCUCCCGGGUCGGCUACAUCGCCAUGGAGACGAUCCCUCGAGCGGAUGAGAUAGCUUCGAUGCGCAAGGCGCUGGACGGAGUGCCGGAACUGGCGAGUGUCCCAUUCUGGAUGUGUUGCUUGUACCCCGGGGACAAUGAAUGUCUGCCUAGCGGCGAGUCUCCAGAAACCGCUCUCCGGACAAUGCUCGACCCUCGGCUGGCAAAGUCGACUCCGUGGGGCGUGGGCAUCAACUGCACCAAGGUGUGGAAGCUGACCUCUCUGUUGAAACGGUACGAAUCGGCACUCGAGAUGCUGGUGCGUGAGGGUACGCUGCGUGAAUGGCCGGCGCUGGUGCUGUAUCCCGACGGGACCAACGGGGAGGUGUACAACACCGUCACGCAAGCGUGGGAGGUUCCCGACGAUGCGGCGCGUGUGACCAGGGUGCCGUGGGAGGAACAGCUGGCCGAGGCCGUGAGGGGAACGGAAACCAGAGGGAAAUGGAAGCAGAUCGUGGUUGGCGGAUGCUGCAUGACCAGUUCGGAGGAUAUAUCACGGCUACGGCGGACUCUCCUGACGGCCUGA